AUGUCCGAGUUCGCGGCUGAGACCGUGAAGUUGCCGAUCAUCCAGGAUCCAGACGAGGGAAACUAUGUCCAUCCGCCUAGGAAAACGCGUCCGGCAAACACGGCUAGGAACAACCUCAAUUUGAAGCUCUUCACUGAUGCCUUCUCGCUUCAAUUCUGGAUCGGCCUAGGGUGUUUCCUCACGAUUCUUAUGCCUGGGACUUACCGCGUCGUUCCGUUCAUCGCCCUUUGGGCGCCUCUCGCUUUCAAGAUGCUUGCUGUGAGGACAGGACUCAUCAGCAAUCCGCAUGUUGCGGGGAUCCAGCCCAAGCGGACGGCAGCCCAUCCCGAGGGAGACAUGUCAGUGAUGAUCUUUGGGGCUCGAGCAAAUGGGUGGUUGGGCGCCUUAGACCCGGACUUCCAAUGGGCCGGACAAAUUCUCGACGAGUCUCUGAAAGUCCUCGACAACGACCCUAACAGCGGUUUGAUAGGGUAUGAGUGUUAUCUUACCACAGAGCGUGCGAGCAACAACUGGAUUAUGGUUCAUACCUACUUCCGAACAGCCGAAGAUGCAUACCGCUUUGCUCGGACGCUCAGACCCGUAGGGGGUACUCCAGGCUCGCCUUUGGCGCACCGCAAGGUAAUCGGAAAUUACUGGAGGCGUAAGAACAGUGCUUGCUUGGAGUUAUUUCACGAACUUUACGAAAUCAAGGAUGGUGCUGCUCACAGUGUCUACUACAACAGUUCUGGCUGGGGUCUGUCUAACUUGUGGUACAAAGAACCUUGUGACGCCGAGGGAUCCGGAGAAGCCACGUACAAGAACUAUUUCAUUCGUGGGCAUGGAAGCAAGCGUCGUAGUGGGAUCAAGUCCAUCAACGAAACACUUUAG
Messenger RNA from Saitoella complicata NRRL Y-17804, 867 nucleotides. RefSeq lists its product as uncharacterized. The record is from RefSeq and is a predicted model, not a curated record. Lineage: Eukaryota; Fungi; Ascomycota; Saitoellomycetes; Saitoellales; Saitoellaceae. The transcript is spliced from 3 exons. The coding region runs from base 1 to 867 and encodes 288 amino acids.